This is a messenger RNA of Sarcophilus harrisii (Tasmanian devil), 3207 nucleotides long. Its product is annotated as zinc finger protein OZF-like. Lineage: Eukaryota; Metazoa; Chordata; Mammalia; Dasyuromorphia; Dasyuridae. Gene Ontology annotation, biological process: regulation of DNA-templated transcription. The transcript has 6 exons. The coding region runs from base 230 to 1903 and encodes 557 amino acids. The record is from RefSeq and is a predicted model, not a curated record.
UCCUGGUCUUCCAGUCCGGUAGAGCAGAGCUCGAUGUGUUGUGGGUAUUGUUCCUCGGGCCACUGGAAUGCCAUCCAGGCUGCCGUCCCUCCUUAAAGCCUCAGUGCAGUACCUGAUAGACGGAAACCAGUACUGGAGCUGCUGGGGAUGUGGGAAGUCUUGACCAUCUCGAAGGGUAGGGAGGAUCGGUGUAAAAUCAGAACGGUCGUCAAGCAAGGAGGAAGUUACCAUGGGAGACUUGGCCUUCAUCUCUGAGGAGAAAGAUAAGCUUCUUCAAGACUUUUCCUUUUUCCAAAACAAAAGAAUAGAGGAUCAGGAGGAAAUGAUUGCUGGGUUCAUCACAGCCAGGGCUCAGGAAUUGGUAUCAUUUAGGGAUGUUGCCAUAUACUUCACCCAGGAAGAGUGGAGCUAUCUUCAUUCAACUCAGAAGCAUCUGUAUUGGGAUGUGAUGCUGGAGAACUAUGAGAACUUCAUCUCACUGGGGCUUCCUGUUUCUAAACUGGACAUGCUUUCCUUGUUGAAGAGAGAAAAGUCUUCAUGGAAACCAGGAGAAGACAAUCUACAAGUUUCUUGUCCAGAUUCCUUUAGUGAGAUCUGGUUUGAAACCCUGGAUUCAAGUCCAAUACAAUACACUGGAAGUCUUUUCUUGGAUGAUACUCCUAUAUCGAACAGUAGUCUCUGGCUGUCCAAGAAGAGUGAAGAUGGAAGACGUGAUGCCAGUUCAGAGGAAAGAAAGAUGAUCAGGGAGACAACAUUCAGACAAUUAAUAAACACUCACAGAACAUCUUUUAAGAAAGAGAGUAUACCUCAGUGUAAUGCAUUUGGGAGGCAUUUUCUUUUGGGAUCAGUCUUUGAUGCACUAUGGAAGGAAACUGUAUGGGGAAAUAUCCAAAAAUAUAUGGUACUUGAAAAGAGCUUUAGGGAUUUUUCAGAUCUAAUUCCAAGUAAUAUAGUUUCCUUAGGGAAGAACUUUUCUAAGUAUGAAAAAUGGAAGAAACCCUUCAGUUACCACUCAAACUUAAUUAGAUUUCAUAGAACACAUGGGGAAGAACUGCAAAAACACAAUGAAUGUGGUGAAGCCUUUUUCAGAAGAUCAAAUCAUGUUGGACACCAGACAUUUCAUAUUGGCGAGAAACAUGACCAGUGUAAUAAAUAUUGGAGAAUCUUGAGCCAUGAGGGAAGUUUGACUGAACAUAGGAGUACUUAUGUUGGAGUGAAACCUUUUCAAUGUAAUGAAUGUAGGAAAGCCUUCAAUCAGAGGGAACAACUCAUUUAUCAUCAAAGAACUCAUACUGAUGAGAAACCCUUUGAAUGUACUGAAUGUGGAAAGGCCUUCAACCGGAGGGCAAACCUUAUUAGACAUCAAAGAACUCAUACUGGAGUCAAACCCUUUGAAUGUAAUGAUUGUCGGAAAACCUUUAGCCAGAGAGGACAUCUCAUUUAUCAUCAAAGAAUUCAUACUGGAGAGAAACCCUUUGAAUGUAGGGAAUGUGGGAAAGCCUUCAGCAGGAGAGCUGCUCUUAUUACACAUCUGAGAACUCAUACCGGAGAGAGACCUUUUGCAUGUAAUGAAUGUGGGAAAGCCUUCAGUGAAAGAAGAGACCUUGUUACUCAUCAGAGAACUCAUACUGGAGAGAAACCCUUUGAAUGUAAUGAAUGUAGGAAAGCCUUCAGUCAAAGGGGACACCUCAUUUUUCAUCAAAGAAUUCAUACUGGAGAGAAACCCUUUGAAUGUAGCAAAUGUGGAAGAGAUUUCAGCCAGAAGGGACACCUUAUUAGACAUCAGAGAAUACAUGCUGAAGUGAAACCUUUAGAAUGCAAUGACAGAGGGAAAACUUUUGAUGAGAGGACAGACCUCAUUUGUCAUCAGAAAAUUCAGACUUGGGAGGGGAUGCCUAAUUAAACAUCAGAGAACUCAUAAGAAAUUGAAACCAAUUCUUUCACCAAGAAUUGAUGCCUAUUGAUUGGGGAUAGGUAAAUAAAUUUUGGUAGCUAAAUAUGGAAUAUUAUUUUGUUGUCAGAACCAUUGGAUAUCAUCAAGUUCUUAAAUCAAAUUCAUGAGUGGAAGAAAAGGAUAAAUCUGCUAUCUGGGGAAUAUCUCUCCAGCAGACUCACAGGAAAAGGAUCUUAUGUUUUUAGGAGAAAAGGGGAAGGAACUUAAAUUAGGUAACAAUUUGCUAGCUGCUCUUGACAAUCUCAGCAAGAAAAACCACUUCAUUCUGGCUGUUUUGCCCUUCAUGCCAUGAAUUCCCAUGGAAGGGGUAGGGACUACUUUGGGACUAGUCUGACUCAAGCUGACUUUGUUUACAAGGCAAAGUCCCAGGGUAGAGAUUUAGUGUGGCUCAGCUCAACCUAAUGGACAUUAUACUAAAGGUAGGAAUAUAAGGACAUUACUAGAAUUCUGGCAUUUUUAAGAUCAUUAAAAGGUAGUGGCAGUUAAUAUUGUAUUUGAUUUUAAUAAUUUUUUGUCAAUAUAAUUCAGAGAAAUUUGUAUGAACUUAUCAAAAUGAGAGGCAAUUAGGUGACAAAAUGGAUAGAAUACUGGUGCUGGAAUCAGGCAGCCUUCUAGCCUCAGACACUUACUAGCUAUGUGACCCUGGUCAAGUCACUUAACCUCUGCCUUAAUCCACUGGAGAAGGAAAUGGCAAACCCCUCCAGUAUACUUGCCAUGAAAACCCCAGAGACAGUAUGAUCCACAAGAUCACAAGGAGUUGAAUGCAACAAUGAAUGAACAACAAAUGCAGAAUAAAGUGUUCAGAUCUAGAAAAAUAAUAUUCAUGAUUAGUACAACAUUGUAAAUGGAACAAACAGCGAAAAAAUGGAACAGUAAAAUAGCAAAAAGCCCUAAAUACUGUGUAAUUAAAGUGACACCUUGACAGUUGAGAAUAUGUACCUACCUCUCCACUUUUUCCAGACAUGAGAUUAUAGAUAUGCAACACUAUUUUAAAAGAACAGGCAAUGCUAAAAGUCACUUCAUUAUCAUUCUUAACAGGAUUACUUGACUGGCAGAUCAAAAGGAAUAUCAUACAGGAUUUACCUAGGUUAAAAAUCCUGCUAAUUUUAUGGAAAACAAAGAGAUGUUUUAAACAUUAAUAUAGUUAAGAUGGAUCAGACAUGGAGUCAGGAGAGCCCCAGUUCAAAUUGGGCUUCAGACACCUAUUAGCUGUGUGACCCUGAGCAAGUUGCUUAACUCUAUUUGGCUCAGUA